Molecule: messenger RNA, 2347 nt
Organism: Botrytis cinerea B05.10
Lineage: Eukaryota; Fungi; Ascomycota; Leotiomycetes; Helotiales; Sclerotiniaceae
Exons: 1
Coding region: 216-2240 (674 amino acids)
Source: RefSeq, a predicted model, not a curated record
GUGCCUUAAUUUGCACUUCAGACUAGUUGUCGAAACAACUCAUGAUAAGAAAGCCGGGCUGUGUUUCCUCACCCUGGGAUUGAGUACAUGUCUAUUUGUAAUACAUAUAAACUGGUCGAUUAUUAAAUAAAGAUUCAUGAUAUUCUGGUUUCUCCAACGAGCUUCACGUCACAUCCAUCUUACCAUAUCCCACUUGUUUACUCCUUCUCAACAAAAUGCCCGUCGUCAAGGUUUGGAAUUCUUGGGAGAUACUUGGCAUUGAGGUGGGCAAGUGUCGGUGGGAACUGAACACUUCUGAAAAGGCAGUUGAUGGGUGCAAAAGAUUUAUUUUUGCCAACGGGGCUCGAGAUGCCAUUUUGAAUGGCAUGGAGCUGGAACCGCCAUCAGAAGCCUUCGCACACCUUAAGAAGUUGGCAGAACAAUCUCUAUGCGAGUUUUGCGUGAAAGACUCUGCUCGACAUCGUCAGUUGAUAGUGGCAUGGAAGCUCAAAUUGAAUGAAGCUAUGUGCGUGUAUCUGGGGUUUUGCCUGGUUCAGCAGAAGUACUUGACGAGUGAGUUGGAGUUAAUCAGGAAGGCUAAACAAAGUCUAGAUGUAGAGGUCGGCGAACUGAACGAGACGAUAGCUCAAUUGAAGUUGAAGGCGAAAACGAACAAGUGUGAUGCAUCUCAUGCCCAACAAGCAAUAACUAUAAUAACUCUGCAAGAGCAGCACUCGAGUCUCCUCCGCGAAAAAGAGCUGCUUCUGCUGGAGAAGAGAAGCCUGGAAGAUCAAAUCGAGUCACAGCAUCAGGAUUUGAAGACUUACAGAGCUAAAGAAUUUGAAUUAGAGGGCUAUAAAGCCGAAGUCCUUGUUCUUCGAUCAAAAUUAAAAGAAUGGGUGGAGUUUAGUAGUACUAUGAAGAAGGACUUUGACAACCAUCGUCAGUUUACUCCACCGCUGCACCCAUCUCCGCAUUUGCAAAACGAAAACGAGCCUUCAAGUAGCAGGAUACCGAGGUUUGACUCGGCCGACCAGCAAUUCCCGUUUUCCAGAAGACCCAAAGUGCUGCCUGCAAAGAGCCCAACUCCCCAAAUUCGUCUCUCGGACUCUGAUUCCCAGGAGACUGCAAGUGGAUCCUCUAAAAUGCCAAAAACUUCAUCAGCAAUAGGCUCUGCAUCUGUUGCAGAGACAGAAACAAGAACAAAUUCAACUUCAUCAACAAUCUCGACCCCAAGAAAAGAAGGGAUGCUUAAAGAAUCAGCUGCUGCUUCACCGGAUCAAAUGCCCAACACUCAUGACAUAUUUGGAACACGAAUUUCAUCUUAUUCGAAAAUACGUACGUCUAAAAGCCAUUCGAGCCUAUUUGAAACUCCAACCCCAGAAACAUCCACAGCAACACCCUCUUUCAAGGGUAGCUCAUUUGAUUUUUCGAUGCCAUCUUCGCUCACGACGGCAUCUGGAACGCCAUGCUUCUCGUGUACAAAUAAAUCCCAUGCACCAAGACCAUCUUCUUCCAGAUCUACACAAAGACAUAGAGCAACUUCCUCUUCAUCAGCAAUACCUGCAAUUAAGAGCCCUCCAAAUCUGUUCGGAGCAUCAUCCCCAGUGUUUUCGUCAACGAAGUCUUUAACCAAUAAUCCAGGUUUCUUCGGAGCACCAACCCCAUCAAACACGAAUAGCGAAACUCGUGAGGCGACCUCUAAGCCAUCUCAACCUUCAGAGACGCAAAGCUCUAGCUCGGAUGGAGUGUUCAAAGGUACAUUUGGUUCCCCAAGGCCCAAAACUCCUCCUUCGGUCAAUGGUUUCUCUUUUGGGCCUGCAAAUUCACUUUCGACAGAGUCUGGCGAAAAUAAUUUUAGUCCAAAUCCUCAGCGGAAUCCAAGUCCAUCGGAUCACAGAGAAGGGCAAAAUUCAUAUCAUGAUAACAAUAUCCAUUCAAAUCCCGAGAAGAUUAAUCCCUUCGCUCGCCCAGAAGUAUUGGUUCAGAAUCAUGGAGAUGCAGAGUCUAGCUCCGACGAAUGUAGCGUAUCUGGUAUCAGAACCCCAAGUGUAUCAUCUACGGCAACUAUCACAGAAACUGUGUUCUUUAUGGGAGGCAGUCCCACUCCUUCUGGAGCGACAACGCCCUUUUCGGUAAAAGGGCUCUUUGGGAGUAUCCCGCCUAAAUCCUCGAUAGACUUAUCCUCUACUUCAGGCGAGAUUUUUGGAAGAUUAUCUUCAAGUAAGAAAUGCUCUGGUUCAGAUAGAGAGAGAGGUUAGUAGCUUGCUUUGGGCAUUGGUAUCUCGCGCAUGUUGAGCUGAGAUUUUUGAGACUAGAUAUUCACAUGUACUAGAACCGGUAUCAGCCAAUUGAAGAUUCUCGAUCA